Molecule: messenger RNA, 1578 nt
Organism: Aspergillus clavatus NRRL 1
Lineage: Eukaryota; Fungi; Ascomycota; Eurotiomycetes; Eurotiales; Aspergillaceae
Gene: coaT
Product: acetyl-CoA hydrolase ACH1
Exons: 4
Coding region: 1-1578 (525 amino acids)
Biological process (GO): acetate metabolic process
Cellular component (GO): mitochondrion
Molecular function (GO): acetate CoA-transferase activity; acetyl-CoA hydrolase activity
Source: RefSeq, a predicted model, not a curated record
AUGGCUGCGUCCGCUCUUCUGAAGAGUCGUGUUCGGCGGCCUUCUUAUCUCCAGAAGCUGGCCAAGGCUGAGGACCUCAUCGACCUCUUCCCCCACGGCACCUACAUCGGCUGGUCCGGGUUCACAGGUGUUGGUUAUCCCAAGAAAGUCCCUACUGCUCUCGCCGACCAUGUCGAGAAGAACAACCUCCAAGGAAAGCUGAAGUACUCUCUGUUCGUCGGCGCCUCGUCCGGCGCGGAUACUGAGAACCGCUGGGCGGCGCUGAACAUGAUUGAGCGUCGGAGUCCGCAUCAGGUCGGCAAGGAAAUCGCCAAGGGGAUCAACAACGGUCAGAUCAACUUCUUCGACAAGCAUCUGAGCAUGUUCCCCUCGGAUCUGGUUUAUGGCUGGUAUACCAUGAACAAGCCCAACAACAAGCUGGAUAUCGCCGUCAUUGAGGCCUCCGCCAUCACCGAAGAGGGUGGCAUCAUUCCCGGUGCUUCCGUCGGCGCGUCGCCCGAGCUCAUCCAGAUGGCCGACAAGGUCAUCAUUGAGGUCAACACGGCCAGUCCCUCGUUCGAGGGUCUGCACGAUAUCACCAUGUCGGACCUUCCUCCCAACCGCAAGCCCUACCUCAUUAUGCAGCCUGAGGACCGCAUUGGAACCCCCCACAUCCCCAUCGACCCCGAGAAGGUCGUGGCCAUUGUCGAGUCGGACUACCCCGAUCAGACUCUGCCCAACGCGCCUGAGGAUGAGAGCUCGCAGGCCAUUGCCACCAACCUGAUUGAGUUCCUGAAGCACGAGGUCAAGCACGGCCGCCUGCCUCCCAACCUGCUGCCCAUCCAGUCCGGUAUCGGCAACAUCGCCAACGCCGUCAUUGGCGGCCUGAGCAAGGGCGGCGCCGACUUCACUCACCUCAAGGUCUGGACCGAGGUGCUGCAGGAUUCCUUCCUGGAUCUGUUCGACAGCGGCAACCUGGACUUCGCCACGGCCACGUCCAUCCGCUUCUCCCCCGACGGCUUCAAGCGCUUCUAUGACAACUGGGAGCGUUACGCCGGCAAGCUGCUGCUGCGUUCGCAGCAGGUGUCCAACUCGCCCGAGAUCAUCCGCCGUCUCGGCUGUAUCGGCAUGAACACCCCUGUGGAGGUGGACAUCUAUGCUCACGCCAACAGCACCUGCGUCAUGGGCUCGCGCAUGCUCAACGGUCUGGGCGGCUCCGCCGACUUCCUGCGCAACUCCAAGUACAGCAUCAUGCACACCCCCAGUACCCGCCCCAGCAAGAUCGACCCCACCGGUGUCAGCUGCAUCGUGCCAUUCUGCACCCACAUCGAUCAGACUGAGCACGAUCUCGAUGUGGUCGUGACUGAACAGGGUCUGGCUGACGUGCGUGGCCUCUCUCCCCGCGAGCGUGCUCGCGUCAUCAUCAAGCACUGCGCCCACCCCGACUACCAGCCCAUCCUGACCGACUACCUCGACCGGGCCGAGUAUGAGUGCCUGAAGAAGGGCAUGGGCCACGAGCCCCACCUGCUCUUCCAGGCCUUCAAGAUGCACCAGAACCUGGCCGAGAAGGGAACCAUGAAGAUCUCCGGCUGGGAAUAG